AUGUCGGAGGAGGGCUCGAGAUUCGGAUGGAUAUACAAAUUAUCGUCCGACGCGUUAAGAGAAGAGUUAUCACGUAGAGGGCCUAUAGUUGAAAAAUUCAAUUUAAAACCGGCCUUUUCCAUUCCAAAUACGCUUAAUAAAUACAUAAAAAGGGGAAAUGAUUUAUUAGAUCCUAUGUGCCACCAAGACGUGGUAUAUAAAAUUUCUUGUUUGGACUGUGAUGCUUCUUACACUGGCCAAACUAAGAGACAAUUACGAACGAGAAUUAAUGAACAUCGUUCGGACAUAAAGAAAAAAUCUGGUUCGCCUUCUGUAAUUUCUGAUCACCGUAUAACGUGCGAUCACGAAUUCGAUUGGAAUGGAGUAAAAAUUUUGGAUAACGAACCUUCCUAUAAUAAAAGAUUAGUGUCAGAGAUGGUAUACAUUAAAACACAAAGCAGUGGUUUGAAUAAACAAAGAAUCGAUGUUCUCCAUGCUGGAAUUGCGACGCAUUUUGUACCAUCGGAGAGACUCGUGGAUUUAAAACGCGAUUUAUUAACGUUACGUGAAGUUGACAUUGAAUCAGUUUUAAACAAAUAUCAACCGAAAUUAAAUUAUGAAUUCAGCUUGGCACCUAAUAUAUUGCAGAUAGAAAGUUGUUUUUCCGCUCCAUCCGUUGAGGAGAUAAUUGAAAGACUAAAGAAAGAUAAUUCCGACUGGGCACAAAAGAACAUAGACGUGCUACUCAAAAUGUCUCCGUCUUCUCUCAAAAUCACCAAGAAGACGAUCGAUGAAGGAAAAAGAAAAUCCUUAGCGGAUUGUUUAAAGAUCGAAUAUAGAUUGAUAUGUACUACCAACAAAAAUGAUUUCUACGAAGGCGUCAGAGCUCUCCUGAUCGACAAAGAUCAGAAACCAAUGUGGAAGCCGACAUUAUUGACUGAUGUAACGGAUGAAUAUGUAAAUGAACGAUUUGCAGCACUUCCUGUGAAGAAAGAAUUGCAGUUAUGCAUCAGCAAACUAUAGAAAUUGAGAAAUUUUUUAUAUUGACUCCGUGAUACAUUGUUAUAUAACAAGUUCCUAUUUUAAUCUUCUAUAUUUUUUACAAUAAAUAUACUAUAUGAGCAAAUUUAUCAGAAACUAUUUUGUAAAUGACGAACUGUACAAUUGUAAAAUAUAAAAUAACAUAUAUUUUAUUGAUGCAAA
Molecule: messenger RNA, 1182 nt
Organism: Wasmannia auropunctata (little fire ant)
Lineage: Eukaryota; Metazoa; Arthropoda; Insecta; Hymenoptera; Formicidae
Product: 3-hydroxyisobutyryl-CoA hydrolase, mitochondrial-like
Exons: 6
Coding region: 1-1002 (333 amino acids)
Biological process (GO): L-valine catabolic process
Cellular component (GO): mitochondrion
Molecular function (GO): 3-hydroxyisobutyryl-CoA hydrolase activity
Source: RefSeq, a predicted model, not a curated record